Gossypium raimondii (Peruvian cotton) is the source of this 1923-nucleotide messenger RNA. RefSeq names its product zinc finger protein CONSTANS-LIKE 16. The transcript is spliced from 2 exons. Lineage: Eukaryota; Viridiplantae; Streptophyta; Magnoliopsida; Malvales; Malvaceae. Bases 256 to 1512 code for a protein of 418 amino acids. The record is from RefSeq and is a predicted model, not a curated record. Gene Ontology annotation, biological process: regulation of DNA-templated transcription. Gene Ontology annotation, cellular component: nucleus. Gene Ontology annotation, molecular function: zinc ion binding; protein binding.
AAAACCCAAAAGGUUUUAGGGUCGGUUACAUUUAACAACUUACCUCUCAACCUCCACCCCCAAUUAUUGAACAAUGGGCUCCUCAAAAUAAAUAGAUGCAAUUAACCCCUUAUUCCUUUGUAAAGUCACUUUGCUUUCUCAGCUUGUUUCUUUCUUUUGUUGAGUAGAACUAAUUAAUUCUAACUUCAGCUAAGCCUGUUCGAUCGUUGUUAACGGCUUUAUACUUCUACUUAUUAUUUCUGUCUAUUCAAUCCAAUGAUUACUGACAAGAAAGCAGCGAAUGUCAUGGGAGGCAAGACGGCUAGAGCCUGUGAUGGUUGUUUGCAGAAGCGUGCACGUUGGUAUUGUGCGGAUGAUGAUGCCUUUCUUUGCCAAGGUUGUGACACAUCAGUCCACUCUGCUAAUCAGUUAGCCAGCAGACAUGAAAGGGUUAGUCUUCAAACUGCAUCCUCUAAUUUCAAUGCUUCGAUGCACAGUACUAUUGAUCAAGAUGCUCCACCGGCAUGGCACCAAGGUUUCACUCGAAAGGCAAGAACAGCAAGGCAAAACAAGCCCAUGUUGGGGCAACAAAAAGGUGAGGGGACCGUAUUGGCUUUGAAUCCUAUUGAUCCUUUUGUUCCUGAGGUUGGUAGUGAAGAAGGGUCAGUUGAUGAAAACGAAGAGCAGCUGCUUUGCAGAGUCCCAGUAUUCGACCCUUUUUCUGAAGAAUUAUGUAAUAUGGUAACAAGUGAUUGUGAUGAAGUUGCCACGCCAAAUGAAGAUGGGAAUUUAGUUGUUGAUGGUUAUGAACAUGAAAGAACAUAUGAGUUGGAUGAUAGUUUGCAUGGCUUUUUACCGUCAGAUUUGGAUCUUGCCAAUUUUGCAGCCGACGUUGAGAGCUUGCUAGGAGUUAGACUUGAUGAAGAUUCUUGUGAUAUCAAAAAAAUUGAAUCGUUAGACUGCACAGAUGAAAAUGGAAGCGAGCUAUUUCAUGAACGCAAAAUAAUGAAAGUUGAAGAGGAAGAAGAAGUGGAAGGUAUAACAGCUUGUUUCUGUGAAUCUGCUUUUGAGGUGACAAGAGCAUCCUUAAACUGGACUUUUGAUUAUGACUCACUCAUUAUUACUGAGGAGGAAGAGAAGGAGAUUCCAGUGGCGAAGACGAAGAGGAACAAGUUGCUGAGGCUGAACUAUGAGUCAGUGAUCACUGCUUGGGCCAGCCAAGGCUCUCGGACAACAGGAACCCGACCAGAACUCAACCCGGAUGACUUCAUGGGUUCAUAUCCUAAAGAUGAGCAUCACCAGAAUGGAGGCAUAGGAGGAAUAAACAGGCCGGUAAGAGCAAACAACACAGAUGGAGAAAGGGAAGCAAGGGUAUCAAGGUACAGAGAGAAGCGAAGGACAAGACUGUUUUCGAAGAAGAUAAGGUAUGAAGUGAGGAAGUUAAAUGCGGAGAAAAGGCCUAGAAUGAAAGGCAGGUUCGUUAAGAGGACCUCCUUUGUGGGACUGGGGACUGCUUUUCCUUAUACCAACUAAUUAGUAACUGCCAAAUCUUACUGUUGUUUCUUUGCAAAGAACUGGCAGGAGGAGUUGCUUAGCCAAUACACACAUAACAUUGGCUAAACCCUUAAAUUAAUAAAUAUCCUUAGGUAGUUCUAGUUGGAACUAUACUACUAUUGUCUUCCUAACCUACGGUUGAAGCUCAAGCUACGACGCUAAUUAAUCGAAUAUGAAGUUUGUGGCCUUUUUCCAUCUCUUUGGAUAAACGAAGGGUUUUGUUUCACUUCUCCAGAUUACCAGGGGCACUUGUUUAUAUUAAUUUCACAGAUCACAGAUCAAUCUUGUAGGUGUAGUAGUUUAAUAUUGACUUGUGGUAUCCACACCUUUCCAUUUUCUGUAAAAUAUUUUACAGUUCUACUAUAUAAGAUUGAAUAUAUUGUUAUUUCA